Messenger RNA from Esox lucius (northern pike), 1479 nucleotides. It is a transcript of the gene hlfa, whose product is annotated as HLF transcription factor, PAR bZIP family member a. The transcript is spliced from 4 exons. The coding region runs from base 247 to 1140 and encodes 297 amino acids. Gene Ontology annotation, cellular component: nucleus. Lineage: Eukaryota; Metazoa; Chordata; Actinopteri; Esociformes; Esocidae. The record is from RefSeq and is a predicted model, not a curated record. Gene Ontology annotation, molecular function: DNA-binding transcription factor activity, RNA polymerase II-specific; RNA polymerase II cis-regulatory region sequence-specific DNA binding. Gene Ontology annotation, biological process: regulation of transcription by RNA polymerase II.
CACUGUUCGCACAUGGAUUGUGUGAACCAUCUUGAGCUUCAAAUCCAUCUAGCUCUCCUCCGCCUUGCCUAGUAACUGCUACGGUCGACGUUAUAACGCUUAUUUUUUUCUUUUUUGGACGGGUAUCAAUUUCUCGGUUGCUGUUAGGGUGAAGUUCGUUAAGUUGUGGACUAAAUAUUUGUUCAUAUAUCUUGAAACUUUGGUCAUCUUUUGGAAUAACAAUUUAUACGCUCGUCCUCCAUAGCAAUGGAGAAAAUGUCCAGACCUCUUCCUAACUCAACUUUCCUACCUCCAACCCAUGGCGUACUGAAAUCCCUUUUGGAAAAUCCAAUGAAGCUGCCAUUUCAUCAUGAAGAAGGUUUUGGAAAAGAGGAAAAGGAGAAAGAGAAAAAGUUGGACGAUGAAGGCAGCACUAACACUCCGCAGUCUGCUUUCCUGGGACCUACCCUGUGGGACAAGACCUUGCCUUACGAUGGGGACAGCUUUCAGCUGGAGUACAUGGACCUGGAGGAGUUCCUGUCAGAGAACGGCAUUCCGGCAAACUCUGCUCAGAAUGAACAGAACCUGCAACAGCAGCCCAGCGUCCAGGCAGCUCCGCCUACACCUCCAACACCGUCUGUGGUCAGCCUGAGCAGCCGUGCUGCCACCUCUGUUCACACAGCCAUGGUCCCCCAGAACUGUCUGCAGAGCCCCCCGGCCAGGGCAGUACUACCCUCAGCUGCCAGGAACACCCCCAGUCCCAUCGACCCGGAGUCGAUUCAGGUCCCUGUGGGUUACGAGCCCGACCCUGCAGACCUGGCUCUGUCAAGUGUGCCCGGACAGGAGAUGUUUGACCCCAGAAAACGGAAGUUUGCCCCCGAGGAGCUUAAACCACAGCCUAUGAUCAAAAAGGCACGCAAGGUCUUCAUCCCUGAAGAUCUCAAGGACGACAAGUACUGGGCCAGACGCAGAAAGAAUAAUGUAGCGGCUAAGAGGUCACGGGAUGCCAGGCGGUUGAAGGAAAACCAAAUUGCCAUCCGUGCCGGCUUCCUGGAGAAAGAGAACAGUGCGCUUCGCUCAGAGGUGGCCGACUUGAGGAAGGAGCUAGGCCGCACCAAGAAUAUUGUGGCUAAAUAUGAGGCACGCCAUGGGCCCCUGUAAUCCUCCCCUAAGCAACGCCAUAGCCCUCCCUCUCAUCCCCUCACCUAAGAGUUUGAAGGACAAUGUGCCUCCUUUUUCGGUGGCACUGCCCCACCCCCACCACACUUUCUCCCCGGUAGGUGAUGACCCUACUGUAUAUGAUUCUGUCAAUCAGAAUUAGAAUUCUGUCGCUGGCCUCUGUUAGCACCGUCUGUUUUCUCACUCACCCUUCAUAGACACACAUGUACAUAGUAUGCACACUUCUGUUCAAAGGUUUGUGGUCACUUAGAAAUAUCCUUGUUUUCGAAUGAAAAGAACAUUUUCUGUCCAUUAAAAUAACAUAGAAUUGAUCGGAAAUAC